AUGGCGAGGUUUUUACUUUUGAUUGUUGCGAUAAGCUGUGGGUUAUCAGUGACGGUAGAUAGUGCUCCGAUUUCCGGCGCUAAGGAUUCUCCAAUAGAAGGAUAUGCUUUCAUGGCGAUCGUGGCCCUCUACAGCCAGAUAGCCGGAAACGGCGUAAUUGUCUCGACUCGGUGGGUUUUGACCGCUGCCAGCACCUUUCACGAAGGACCAGAUACGGAGUAUUGUGCCGUCAUCGGUGGAAGCACACUGAGAACAGGGACAUAUUACCGAACGUUACGAAUCUACAGACAUCCAGAGUUUGAUGGUUCUCUCUACAACGUCGGACUACUGCAUCUAGCGAAGGAACUUGUCUUAGGACCCACGAUAAAUAUAGUGCAUACACCCCGGUCGUCCCCACCAGAUAUGAGACCAGUGAUUCUCUCGUUCGGAAAGAACAGUGAAGGUACGACGCAUCUACAAUCGUUCAAAUUCAAGUUGACUAGCGAUAGCAGAUGCGUCGAACGUCUAUCGGACGUACACGACAAACAGGUUAUUCUGAGUGGACAAGGCUACUGUAUCGAUGAAUUAUUACAAGGGAAUCGAAUCUUCGAGUACAACGAUGUCGGCGCUCCGGCCAUAACGGAGUGGCAACAGAUUUAA
Messenger RNA from Anopheles coustani, 639 nucleotides. RefSeq lists its product as uncharacterized. Bases 1 to 639 code for a protein of 212 amino acids. Gene Ontology annotation, molecular function: serine-type endopeptidase activity. The transcript has 2 exons. Gene Ontology annotation, biological process: proteolysis. The record is from RefSeq and is a predicted model, not a curated record. NCBI's taxonomy places the organism in Eukaryota, Metazoa, Arthropoda, Insecta, Diptera, Culicidae.